CCGAUUGAUCAAACGCGCACAUCGUCUGCUACACGACUGAACUUUGCAUUUUUCUCCUCUGACAGUUAAUUUCCCAGGCAUACCAUUUAAGAUGUCUCAAAACCAGAAAGUUACUACGACCACUUGUGUAGAAACUAAGAUGGUGAAUGGAGUCGUGGUUGAGAAUGUAACCAAAACAUGCGAAUCUACUGACGCUAACAAGGAAAGCAUUCCAAAAAAUUUUAAACAACUUAUAAAUUCAGAACCAAUUGAUAAACCAAAAAGGAGCAUUGAAGGAUCUCCUGAAGAGCAAAAGAAGGAACUUGAAAGGUCAGCUUUGGAAGCCCAUAACCGCUACCGUGCCAAACACGGUGUGCCAGAUUUGACAUUGGCUGAAGAUCUGUGUGAGAUGGCCCAGAAGUGGGCUGAUUAUUUGGCUUCCCGUAAUGUCCCACAACACAGUGAUUGCAAGGGUGUUGGGGAGAAUUUGGCCAACAAUUGGAGAUAUGAUGGUGGGCUUCUGACAGGUGAAGAAGCUACAGACAUAUGGUAUGAAGAAAUCAAAAAGUAUGAUUUUAAUGACCCUACAUUUCGUUCGGGUACAGGUCAUUUCACACAAGUGGUGUGGAAGGAAAGCAAGGAGAUGGGUAUUGGAAGAGGUCGUUCUGAAGAUGGCAGCUACUUUGUGGUGGCCAAUUACAGACCAGCCGGAAAUUUCAUGGGCCAUUUUGCAGAAAAUGUCUUCAGACCAAAGGCAUGAGAUGCAAAUUCAUAUACAUCAUCUCCUUAUUUAAAAUUGUUUGUAAGUGUGUAUAUAUAUAUAUAAUAUAUAUAUAUAUAUAUAUACAUAGAGAGAGAGAGAUAGAUAAAUAGAUAGAUAGAUAGAUAGAUAGGUACAUACAUACAUACAUACAUACAUACAUACAUGUAUAUAUAAAGGUUAAUAACAUGCUCAUAACAGAUUUCAUAAUAUUUAAAAAAAGAAUUUUUUUUAAAAA
This is a messenger RNA of Octopus bimaculoides (California two-spot octopus), 977 nucleotides long. RefSeq names its product Golgi-associated plant pathogenesis-related protein 1. The record is from RefSeq and is a predicted model, not a curated record. Gene Ontology annotation, cellular component: extracellular region. Lineage: Eukaryota; Metazoa; Mollusca; Cephalopoda; Octopoda; Octopodidae.